CAAUCCUUGAAUUUUCCGUUUGAAUAUUUGUUUUGAAAAAUUAAUAGAAGACAUCUGACAUCGUCAUGGUCAUAUCUGUGGUGCAGCGCAACGAAUUUAUUGUUCGCAUCAUACGUCUCUCCUCGAAAUACUGUGGUUGUGAUGUCCUGAAUCCGGAGUGGAAAAUGAAUUUACUCACCUGGACGGUGAUAACGUUCAUCAAUAUGUUUUCCAUAUUGACGUGUUAUACAGUGUAUGUGAGCAUCUAUUUGGAGGGGGAAUGGUCGCACAGUCUGCAGGCCUUGGCCAUGGUGGGCAGUGGGGUGCAUGGCUAUGCCAAACUCUUGAAUGCCAUUAGGAAUAAGGCCUAUUUUCGUUUUUUGGUCGACGAACUGCACACGAUCUACAAGGAAUACAACGAAAAGAAACAUUCCGAUUAUCGUGCCUAUUUACACAAGACCAUGAAUCGAACCGUUGUUGGCCUCAAAUCGAUGGGCAUCGUUUAUGCCAUUGUCGUUUGUAGCCUGAUCACAGUGGUGCCGUUCUAUCGUUUCUUCUUCAAUCAACGCGUAUUUAUAAUGCAGUUUUUAUUGCCUGGGCUGGAUCCGAAGGUGGAAAGGGAUUUCAUAAUAAUGAAUGUCGUACAUUUUUUCAGUAUCCUGUUCGGUGGAUUUGGUAGCUUCGCCGCCGAUUUGUGUUUCUUUUUGCUGGUCUUUCAUGUGCCGCUGUACAAGGAUAUAUUGUCGUGUAAAUUUCAGGAAAUCAAUGAGGCUCUGGAGCUGGAUGAAAUGGAGAGGAGUGGUGAACUGUUGCGGGACAUAUUCGAGUGGCAUCAGCGCUAUAUGAAAAUGAUGGCUUCAUCGAUUCUUGUUACACGGAAAUAAUUUGGUAUAAACUCUCGAAUGGCGAUAGGAAAAUGUUACAAUUCAUGUUGGCAAUGACCCAGAAUACAUCGGGUUUGACCAUAAGUGCUGUUGUACCGCUGACAAUGAACACGGGUCUGCAGCUGACCAAGGCCAUUUAUACCAUGACAAUGAUGCUCGUCAAUUUUCUGGAAUGAGGAGGUGUGAAAAGAGGAAGAGGGCAGAUUGGUCAUUAGUGGAUCAGUUCAUACCGUGAAUUUUUAUUUGACACUUGUUUGUAGUUGUUUGAUGAGCACAGAUGUUGAGUUAGAUGUAAUUCGUUUGUACCUAGUUAUUAUAUUACUAGAUUAAUUAAAUGGGUUAUGAAUUUGAAAUCAGUCAAAGUUUUUAUCUAAUAAAUGAUAAAAUGUUAUAUUUUUUUGUGA
This is a messenger RNA of Musca domestica (house fly), 1267 nucleotides long. RefSeq names its product odorant receptor 67d-like. Gene Ontology annotation, biological process: sensory perception of smell. Bases 66 to 863 code for a protein of 265 amino acids. Gene Ontology annotation, cellular component: membrane. Gene Ontology annotation, molecular function: olfactory receptor activity; odorant binding. The transcript is spliced from 3 exons. The record is from RefSeq and is a predicted model, not a curated record. NCBI's taxonomy places the organism in Eukaryota, Metazoa, Arthropoda, Insecta, Diptera, Muscidae.